Molecule: messenger RNA, 1776 nt
Organism: Plasmopara halstedii
Lineage: Eukaryota; Oomycota; Peronosporomycetes; Peronosporales; Peronosporaceae
Product: mitogen-activated protein kinase phosphatase 1
Exons: 3
Coding region: 1-1776 (591 amino acids)
Biological process (GO): protein dephosphorylation
Molecular function (GO): protein tyrosine/serine/threonine phosphatase activity
Source: RefSeq, a predicted model, not a curated record
AUGGAACUCGGGCCCGUUGCUACACCGCAUAGCGGUCGAGUAAAUUCUGCCGGAGAUGGUUACAGUGCUAAGCGCAAGCUUGAGAGUGCACACUCGCUGUUCUCUCUUUCUGCAUCAUCGUCGCCUUCGAAUUCCACUAUCGUCCCAUCCAACAUCCCCAAUUCCUCUCGGGCCAAUGCAGCUGCACUUUUGCCAAUCGAUUCGCAUCUUAAAUUGCGACGGCGCUCUUCUGCAGAGCCUCCAUCGCUGCUUCGCUGCUAUUCGGACGGCAAAAUUCUAGAAGCGUUCGGAGAGCUGCUGACUGCAGAGGGAACAGCUGACAGCCAGCGACAACCACUGCCCAAUGUCUGUCUGACGCCACCAGCACGGGCGCUCCCGAACACCCCGCAGAAGAUCAACAGCGUUUGUCCAUCACCCGGACAACAGCGCAAUCCAUUUCGAAAUGAUGGGAUCUGCCCUCUAAGCACUCAUGGAGUGCUCGUCACGAGAAGCAACAUAAACAAUACGACAGCUUUACAACACAUCGAGAACAGCAGCUUAAUGUUUAUUCCUCCGACACCAAACAAGCGAGUAUGCAGCCAGCAAGGCUUUAAGGCGGGAACUACUUGUUCAGGGAACUGGUCGCCUUUGCUCUCCCAUGCGAGAAAAGGCUCUGAAGAAGUUUUGAAUGCUUCGCACUCUACUAGUGGGUCGCCUUCUGAUAAGCGCACAUAUUUUUCGAUUGAUUUGAAUUUGAAGAGCCGAAACACCGCCGUCGUUGGAGCAAUGUCUUCUUGUUCAUCGUCUUUGUCGAUCCCUCCAGACACUGUGCUGUCUCGAAGCGGUGCCAGCGUCCCAAAAGGAAUGUUUUCACCACAGCAACGUCACAGUCGCAACCCAGGGAACCUGUCGUUGGACUUAUCGCAAGUUGAUCAAACGAAAAUCGACACAAGUACGACGGGAACUGGAGGCUUGCAGCGGCGAAAUGAUCAGGCGGCUGUGUGCUCAAAGCUGACGGAUUUUUUGUAUAUUGGUGGAGCUGUCGCUGCCAAAAGCAAGUCGAUGCUUCUUCAAAAUGGCAUUACGCAUGUCAUUAACUGUGCCGCCAGUGUCGCUCCAGCAUCGUAUCCAGAUGCAUUUUGCUACUUUAAUAUUCGACUUCGAGAUCAUUCAUCGGAAGAUAUUGCGCGUCACUUUUACAGCCUGUUCGACUUUAUAGAGCGGGCUCGAGAGUCCGGGGGACGAAUUUUUUUGCAUUGUGUUAAAGGCAUUUCCCGUUCCCCAACAAUGGCUAUAGCGUACUUGAUGUGGUACAAAAACAUCGGCAUGUACAAGGCGCUAGAUUUGGUGCGUCAGGUACGCCCAGUCGUCGAUCCGAAUGCUGGAUUCAUCUUCCAGUUGACCGAGUGGGAAAAUAUCCAUCCAAAUGGCAGGAUCAAAUUUCAGAAAACAGUUGUUUUUCAGAUUGACGUGGCGUAUGCUUAUCUUGAUUCAAAAUGCUUUAAAGAUAGUGCUACUGUGCCGAAUACGCCGCUAUUUUUGGGUCCUUUGACAAGCAUCAACGAACAUUACUUUCGUGACCCGACUCAGGAUAUUGGUGAAUUGUGUUUGAUUGUAGCAUCUGCCAACUAUAUGUUCGUUUGGUGUGGUACCGACGUUAAUGAAGACCAGGUGAAUGUUGCCGAACGUGGGGCGCAGAUUUUGCAGCGUUAUGAAGCGUUUCCUAGAAAAUGUGACACUGUGUUGCAAGGACAGGAGCCUGUGGCUUUUUGGGACCUGGUUGGUGGUGAGAUCUGA